Molecule: messenger RNA, 1302 nt
Organism: Pimephales promelas (fathead minnow)
Lineage: Eukaryota; Metazoa; Chordata; Actinopteri; Cypriniformes; Leuciscidae
Gene: lipt2
Product: lipoyl(octanoyl) transferase 2
Biological process (GO): protein lipoylation
Molecular function (GO): lipoyl(octanoyl) transferase activity
Source: RefSeq, a predicted model, not a curated record
UUUUCCGCCCUCCUCGCCCUGGAGUGAAGCAGAAUAAGUCCGCUCUGUGCUAUGGCUCUGUGGCAGCACUGCAGCGCGUACAGUAAGAACGUCCUUUAACACAACUUGUGUUCUUACUGUACACUCUCAUACAGCAUAGAUGGAAAUCUCUGCUUUAUGAGCGUACAACAUCAUGUUAUGUUGGAAUUUGCUGUUAUCAACUUCGUAUUCGGUGCAUUCUCUUUUAAAACUGGUGUGGGAAAUGAGGACAUUACAGUUAGUGGCGACUUCUCCGAAAAUCCAUUAGAAUAAUUUCAGAUUAAAUGAUUCGUCGGGUCUUAAAAGUAUGAUAGUUGAUACAUAGCAUACAUCAAAUGUAAAAAAAAAAUUAAAAAAAGAAGUAUUUAUUGCAACCUUCAUAUAUAUUACACCCAUCAUGAUUCCAUAAAUAGGUUUCCUAUUUAUGAAACAAUGAAAAAAAAUUCAAUUUCUUUGAAGAAGAAACUGCUUUCAUUGCUUCACAAUUUGAUGCUUCGGCAGCUCAUCUGAAAACACGAUGUCUGUCAGUAAGGCUGCUGUCAAGGUGCUGCAUUUAGGGAGAAUUUCCUACGGUAGUGCCUUGAAGAUACAGCAGAUGCACAUAAAGCAACAUCUGGAUUCGUCGAACGUCAGCCAGAACACUUUAUUACUGUGUGAACAUGAGCCUGUGUACACCAUUGGCAUCAGACAGGCUCCUUACCCUCCCGAGGAGGAGCGAAGACUCAAAGAGCUGGGUGCAGACUUCUUCCGCACCAACAGAGGAGGUCUGAUAACUUUCCAUGGACCUGGUCAGUUAGUGUGUUAUCCCGUCCUCAACCUGGGCUGCUUUAAGAAGAGUGUGAGAUGGUACGUGUGUGAACUGGAAAGGACUGUGAUCAAGAUGUGCAGUAAAUUUGGGAUCGACGCCUCCUCUUCUCCAGAUACAGGUGUCUGGGUGGGCAACAACAAAAUUUGUGCAAUUGGUAUCCACUGUGGAAGAUACAUCACCUCUCAUGGUUUGGCUCUUAACUGCAACACAGACAUGAGUUGGUUUGACAACAUCGUGCCGUGUGGGAUUGUGGGAAAAGGUGUGACCUCCCUCAGCCAAGAGCUGGGACGGGAUGUCUCGACUGAAGAGGCCGUACCAAAACUGCUGGAAGCCUUUACUGAACAGUUUAACUGCACUUUAACAUAUAAUGGUAGCUUUAGUUGAAACACUUCGUAAUUGUAAACAUUAGUGUUUUUUUAAUCAACAAAUGUUUAAAUCUGUCUUCUUGUAAUGUUAUUAAAAAGAAUUGUAUUUUU